This is a messenger RNA of Biomphalaria glabrata, 1886 nucleotides long. RefSeq lists its product as uncharacterized. The transcript is spliced from 12 exons. Gene Ontology annotation, biological process: maturation of LSU-rRNA from tricistronic rRNA transcript (SSU-rRNA, 5.8S rRNA, LSU-rRNA). Gene Ontology annotation, molecular function: RNA helicase activity; nucleic acid binding; ATP binding. The coding region runs from base 14 to 1777 and encodes 587 amino acids. Gene Ontology annotation, cellular component: nucleolus. NCBI's taxonomy places the organism in Eukaryota, Metazoa, Mollusca, Gastropoda, Planorbidae. The record is from RefSeq and is a predicted model, not a curated record.
UCACAUUUACAAUAUGGCGGAGUCCAAAAGGAACGACGUGCUACUUUGCCGACAAGAAUUAAAAAAAAUUAAAGCCGAAUUAGCUAAAGAUAAUUUAACAGAUAAAGAGAUUAAAAAGUUAAAGCAAAAGAGAAGAAAACUGAAAGCCCAACUUGCUGCGGCCAAAUCUCUCAAGAGUGACACUCUGAAUGACGAGGUCCAAAAUGGAGAGGCAGGGGAAGGAAAAGAUGAAGAAGAAGAAGAAAAUGCAGAGGAUAAUGAGGAAGAAGAGCCCAUGACUGUUGACCCCACAUCACAGUCGUCAGAUCCCCCUACAAUAGGAGACACGUCCUUUGCUUCUCUGGAAGAGAAAGUCAGUGAGCUGACAUUGAAAGGUGUUGCAGACAUGGGCUUUACGCACAUGACACCCAUACAGUACAAGUCAAUACCUUACCUGCUGGAAGGGAGAGACCUGAUGGGGGCUGCAAGGACAGGUAGUGGAAAAACUUUGGCCUUUCUGAUUCCUGCUAUAGAACUGAUUUACAAGUGUAACUUCAUGCCUAGAAAUGGCACUGGCGUCAUUGUCAUAUCCCCCACCAGGGAACUCUCCAUGCAGACAUUUGGGGUGCUGAAAGAGCUACUUAAGUACCACCAUCACACGUAUGGCCUGGUCAUUGGAGGUACUAAUCGAGGGGAUGAGGCUAAAAAACUGUCCAAAGGCAUUAAUAUUUUAGUAGCAACACCAGGCAGAUUACUUGACCAUCUCCAGAACACCAAGGACUUCCUGUUCAAAAACCUCCAGUGUCUUAUUAUUGACGAGGCUGAUAGAAUCCUAGACAUGGGCUUUGAGGAGGAGAUGAAGCAGAUUAUACGACUCUUGCCUAAAAAACGUCAGACAAUGUUGUUCUCUGCCACACCAACACGCAAGACAGAAGACCUGGCCAGAAUAUCUCUCAAGAAGGAGCCUCUCUACGUUGGAGUGGAUGACCAGAAGCAGGUCGCCACAGUGGAAGGUCUAGAGCAGGGCUAUGUUCUGUGUGAGCCAGACAAAAGGUUUCUCUUGUUGUUUACAUUCUUGAAGAAGAACAAGAAGAGGAAGAUCAUGGUGUUUCUCUCCUCCUGCAUGGCCGUCAGGUUCUACUCUGAACUGUUAAACUACAUCGACCUGCCAGUCAUGUGUAUACAUGGCAAACAAAAACAAACCAAGAGAACGCAGACGUUCUUCCAGUUCUGUAAUGCUGAAAGUGGCACCUUGCUAUGUACAGAUGUUGCCGCCAGAGGUCUGGAUAUACCACAAGUGGAUUGGAUAGUUCAAUAUGACCCACCUGAUGAUCCCAGGGAAUACAUUCAUCGUGUCGGACGAACUGCACGUGGAGAAGGGAGCAAGGGUAAUGCUCUCCUGUUUCUGAACCCACAGGAAAUAGCGUUUCUGAGAUACUUGAGGAUGGCCAAAGUUCAAGUGAAUGAAUUUCAGUUCCAGUGGAGUAAAGUGUCUAAUAUACAGCCCCAAUUGGAGAAAUUAAUUUCUAAAAACUUCUACCUCCACAAGACAGCCCAGGAAGGCUUUAAAGCCUACAUCCGAGCUUACGCCUCCCACAAACAGAAAGCUAUAUUCGAUGUCUCCAAACUAGACAUCAGCAAAUCUGCUAAAUCAUUUGGGUUUGCUGUGGCACCCUACGUUGAUCUAAGUGUUAUAAAAACCAAGAGUCAAAGCAGAAGUACAUCCCAUGGAGGUGGUUAUAAAAACACCAAACAGCUGAAAAAAUCUCGAAUGUUCAAGAAUGUUGGUAAGAAAUGACCGGAAAGAGAAAACUCUUGGCCCUGAGAUAUUGGAGAUAUUUGUUCUGUGUUGAUUUUAAGGAGACCAGAUAUUUCAUGCAGAAUACAAAUAUUUGUAAAAAUUUAAA